Molecule: messenger RNA, 1695 nt
Organism: Diaporthe amygdali
Lineage: Eukaryota; Fungi; Ascomycota; Sordariomycetes; Diaporthales; Diaporthaceae
Exons: 3
Coding region: 1-1695 (564 amino acids)
Source: RefSeq, a predicted model, not a curated record
AUGCCUGCGCUUGAGAUAUGCGGCGUCGUUCUUGGUGUCAUACCGCUCGUAAUCUCCGCGCUGGAACACUACAAAGCCGGCAAAGGCGCGGCGGCUGCGUUCGUCAAGUGGCGCGGGCAUCUUGACACUCUCAUCUUCCGGCUCAAGCUCCAGAGGACCUUCUUCUAUCUGCAAAUCCUCGAGCUCCUCCGCGAGGCACGGGUCGCGCAAUUGGAAGACCGGAUCGAUCUGACAGAGGAACAAUGCGUGGCCGUCCUCUGCGAUAAGCACACCGGCGAGGAGGUCCGGGAGUACCUCGGCCUCUUGCACGAUACUUUUGUGGAGGUCUUGAGCCGUUACGAGCUGUGUCUCAAGACGAUCGUCGCGAAGAUAGGCCACAUCAGACGACUUCCGGACGCACAAAAGGAUGACCUUGCAGCUAUACUUGCUGCGAACACAUCCCGCAAUGGGACAUUCUCAUUUCGAGAAAGGCUGAGCUUCACGAUCGAAAGGGGGAGCCUGAAGGGUCUCCUCGAAGAGUUACGCGAGAAUCGGCUUUCGUUGAAGACCAUUAUCAAAGGGCUCAAGACACAGCGGGAGUACCUCGCGAAGGAGCCCAGCCACGAUGCGCAAAGACUUGCCGCAAACUUCCGCGAAGUCCAGCAGACGGCAUCUGCGCUGUUUCCUGCCAUGUGCAAGUGUUGUUCGUGUCCUUGCAUGACCGGGCACGGCUUGUUGCUGCGCCUCGACAAUCGAGUGCCGAUACAGCGUGUCAGAGCAAAGGUGGGGAAGAGGGCAGACGAGCCGACGACAUUCAGCCUCUUCAUGGGGCUCGAGAAGUCUCUCCAGGAAAUAUCGGUGAAUGCCUACCACAUGGACCCGACUGAAGAAAGCCCAGUGACGGCAAAAUUUUUUGGUCAAGACAUACCAAAAAAGACGGUUGAUUUCGCCAUUCCCACAUUAUCCAUCACUGUCCAUGAGGAACAUCGCCCGCGCUUCCGAAACUGGGAGCCCAUAUCCGAUAUUUGUCACAGCGCCAUGAUCGCCUUUAAGAAGGAAUAUCUCCUGAGGCUGCAUCUGAUGGCCGAUGCUCUGUCGUUAGCCAACGAGACAAGAGAAGCCCGGCGGGAAGUUGCCAAAUCAACGACUUUGGAACAGUUUCUACGCCGCGGCUGCUUGGACGAAGAUGCGCGCAUGACUCCAAAGCAGCAAACGAUUCUUGCCCUUGAUAUCGCAGCCUCAGUGUUGCAGCUACGACAGACGCACUGGUCCUUGUUCCCAUGGACGAACAAACGCAUCCGGUUCCUGCUUUCAAGACAGGGCGAACUCUUGGGUCCUUUCGUCGAAGAGUUGAUCGACAAGCGGACCGGCAAAACGCCCCUGGACCCAAUCCCCCAAGGCCCCGACCCUAAAGAGGCUUUGCUAGAGCUGGCAAUUUUGCUCCUGGAGAUCUGGCAUCACAGGCCGCUCGAGAUGUGGGCGGCCAAAUUGGGCAUGGAGUUCGUCGACACGCCCGAGGCACGAAGAAUCGCCGCCAUCCGGUGGCUGGAGCUUACGUCGGACAGGUUGCCGCCCCACCACCUGGCGGCGAUCGAGCAGUGUCUGGCAUUCUGCUCCGGCAGGCUGAGGGCCUGGGACGAUGGCGAGUUCCAGAAGCUGUACUGCGAGAAUGUCGUGAAGCCGCUGCGGGAGAGCUGCAAGGCGUGGCAGGCCUAA